This is a messenger RNA of Anolis carolinensis (green anole), 2490 nucleotides long. RefSeq names its product TRAF3 interacting protein 2 (gene traf3ip2). The transcript has 10 exons. Lineage: Eukaryota; Metazoa; Chordata; Lepidosauria; Squamata; Anolidae. The record is from RefSeq and is a predicted model, not a curated record. Bases 177 to 1817 code for a protein of 546 amino acids. Gene Ontology annotation, biological process: humoral immune response; positive regulation of canonical NF-kappaB signal transduction.
UACUACUUCCUGGAACAACGCGCUGCCGCGGCCUCGUACCUAGUGGAGAAGGAGGCCGGAAAAGGGCCGCGACGAGAGGCCGCUGCUGCUGCUGUUGCUUCUCCUUGGAGGCCCGCUUCUUCCUGCCUUCCUGAGGGUUGCCAUUUCUGUUUACACAUUUUCUUUGGAAUCUAAAAAUGACCUCCUUCGCAGGCUUGGUGAUGGGUCGAAGUAUACCAGUUGAAGUUGAUGAAACUGGAGAUUUGUCUUCAUUUCCAGAACAUUCAGCAGAGGAGAGUUUGGACCCUUCAGAUGAAAAUAUAGAGAACUUGGUACCUGUUGCAUCUUACCCAUCUUCUCAUGGAAUGGCUGGGCAGCCACGUUUUUACAAGCAUUCUAGUUGUCCAGAUCAUAAUAAUAUUAUACUGGAAGCACAUGAUUACAAUUUCCAGCAAAAAUUCCAGGAUUCUGGAAAGGAGCCAUCUCCUUGCCCAUCUGGUGAAUCAGUGGUCUCAUCAAAACUUAAUCUUUUAUCAGAUCAACUGCUGAGGUUUCAACUUUCAGCUGUUUCUCCUGAUACUGGGCAAAAUUCUGGCAGUUUGCACAGAAAUUCAUCUGAUAUGUCCCAUAGUUCGCUUGAUGAAAGCCAUGAGAGUGCAGAAUCAAGCCAGGCUCAGAGUAACAGGACAUCAUUAGACCUACAGACAGAAGACGUAGGAUAUAAUUCCCAACCUCUAGACAUUAUGGGUAUCCGACAACUAGAACCUCCAUUGCCGCUUACAUCUGUCUAUAACCUUCAGGAUCUUCCAAGGCCUCUGAUGUCUGGAGAGUAUCUACAGGUGGACCCUAGGCUAUGUCGUGUGCUCCCACAAGUGCCUCGGCCCCAGAUUUCCCCACAAGCUCAGUGGCAUCCUAGAUACUGCCUUCCUGAUUAUGCACACUACCAGAAUCCAUAUGGGCAAGCACCCCAACAACAUUUCGCAAACCCACAUCAACAACAGCAUCAAAUAGCAGGCCCCUGCGUAAGAACAGUCCAACCUGCUCGUCAGAUAAUCCCAAAUUUCUCCAGUCCUUAUUCUCCCAAGUACAAUGAAGAAAAACUUGCACAACAAGAGCUUCCUUCUGCAGAACAUCUAAGAAUCCAUGGCAAGUUUCAGGACCACCUAGUUGAUGGAAAACCAUCAUUUCAGCCUUAUGGUGCCCAUGAGGAUCUCUAUAGAUGCCCUCCUGAUUCUGCAGCUCAGCAUAACAUCCCACCAUAUCCAGUUGCCAUCCCAAAACCUCUGAGAAAUUUUGAAGUCAAGGGAACACUGAAGACAAGUAAUCUGCCAGAAGAACUGCGUAAAGUCUUUAUAACUUAUUCUGUGGACACAGCUGUGGAGGUCAUGAAAUUUGUGAACUUUUUGUUUGUAAAUGGAUUUCACACUGCUAUUGAUAUAUUUGAGGAUACCGUUCGAGGUAUUGACAUUAUCCAGUGGAUGGAGCGUUACCUAAGAGAUAAGACAGUGAUGAUAAUCAUAGCAAUCAGUCCAAAAUACAAACAGGAUGUAGAAGGAGCUGAAUCCCAGCUGGACAAGGAUGAACAUGGCUUACAUACUAAAUACAUCCACAGGAUGAUGCAGAUUGAGUUCAUACAGCAAGGAAGCAUGAACUUUAGAUUCAUUCCUGUGCUUUUUCCCAAUGCAAAAAAGGAACACGUACCUACCUGGCUUCAAAACACUCACAUCUACAACUGGCCCCAAAAUAAAAACAACAUUCUGCUGCGAUUGCUGAGAGAAGAGGAAUAUGUUGCUCCCCCAAUAGGACCUUUACCCACUCUCCAAGUUGUGCCAUUAUGAAUCUUAUACGUGCAUAGGAAACAAUUGUUAUAUGACUCUGUUGGCCACUGGCCAGGAUUUCCCUGGCUUUGCUUUCUAGGUGAUGAAAAGCAUGUGUAUACUCACUCUCUCCUCCUGCUAGUAUUGUCUUGGGAUAACACAUGCCCAUGUGUUUUCUUUUAUGCUGAAUAUUUCCUUCUGCAAUUGAUUAGACACACUGUUUCUCUGUCAGUGUUUAAACAAACUGGAAAGAAUGUCCCCGCCAUUUUUUUUAUUUUGUUUCUAGCAACUUGCUUUCUAAGGCCGUGGCAGAGCAAGUAAAUAAUGUAAAUGAUGCUGAAAUAAGCAAAACAUUUGCGUCCCCUGACUAGCUCAGGGUUUCUUUUGGUGUCUGCCAAAUGCUAUUACAUUGUGAAAUAGUCUCCCACGAUCAUUUCAUGGACACAAUAAAAGUUGUAUUUCCUAUGGUCAUCUUUUAUCACUAUAGAAGGAACGUAACGAUUUAACACUUCCAUUGUUGGUAAAUACAGAGAGAAACCCAAAAGUUACUGUUUGGUUAGGUAUAUUGCUUGGCUUUUUUGUAUUUCACCUCUCACUCAUAAGACUGCUGUAAAAAAUAGUACCCCCCAUGUAUGGUUCUCCCCCGAUUACAUAUGAGCUCACUUAUCCAAUAAAAUGACAUUGGCAUUUUGUA